This is a messenger RNA of Rhinichthys klamathensis goyatoka, 1012 nucleotides long. RefSeq names its product calcium homeostasis modulator protein 6. Lineage: Eukaryota; Metazoa; Chordata; Actinopteri; Cypriniformes; Leuciscidae. The coding region runs from base 416 to 1012 and encodes 198 amino acids. The record is from RefSeq and is a predicted model, not a curated record. The transcript has 2 exons. Gene Ontology annotation, molecular function: monoatomic cation channel activity.
UUUGACUGGUUGAGUUUGCGUAUCUAAGGAUUCUUUUUAAAAAGCUCCCAGGAGUAAAGGCGACCCUAAACAAUGCGAGUGAGUUGAGAAUGAUUCUGAUGACACAGCACGUUGAGAUCUGCAGUCACGCUGACCUGCCCAAUAACAGAGCUGACACUUUUCCCUCCACUUUACUCAAGCACGUCAAUGAAAGACACAUUUAAGUGGAAGCCACACCUUCCACCAGCCGUGAGCCAAUGACCUUCAGAGGAGAGGUGACGAACGACACACCCACCUUUGUUCCAAGCCAAUGGGAAGGUAAAGGUCAGGAGGGGGAAAACUUGCCCCAGGAUCAAUUAGUCUCGCGUCAGUGACCUUCUGCAAAUGUGUGGGAGGAAUUUCACCAGCUCUCCUCUGACUUUCAGGUGUUGUUAGUAUGGGAAGUCGACAACAAUGGCUUACGAGACUGAAGAAUGAACUGAGCAACAGUCCUCUGGUGUCCAACGUGGCUUUCGGCUUCAUCCUGAUGGGACUGGAGAAGUUGGUGGAGCUGGAGUUUGAGUGUCCGUGUAAUCCGGCCUGGAACGGGUUGUUUUCCUCCGCAUUCUUCAUCAUUCCCGCCGUCAUGGCCUUCGCGCUGAUGAUGAUCAUUCAGGGAUGCAGGUGUGACGUCUGGUGCAGGAGGACCGUGUCUCUGUCCAGUUUCGUCCCCCCUGUGGUCUGGUUGAUCCUGCUCUUCCUGGACGGUCAGUAUUUCGCCUGUGCGAUGACAGACUGGCACGGUCGGUUCGUGAUCGUGGACAAAGCCGCUCCGCAGAAAUGGUGUGAACCCAUUCAAGAAGAGAGCGUCACUCCUCAGGAACUCAUGCUGCGCUCACAGCGACUGUUUGUGGAGUCUCAGGUGAUCGGCAUAGUGCUGCUCAUUUUUAUCUGUUUCGGACUGGUCGUGUACGUGAUCAGAGAAAGCUGCCAGCAGGAGCUGGAAACACAAGAUGCCAAUGUGGCGGAGAUGACCCUCUUCAGCUCCAGCUGA